CUCAUAAAAAACAGUGUGAUUGUUCUAAUAAUUUUUUUUUAUAACUAGGAAUAAAAAUCUUAUUUUACUACACUUUUGCAUAGAAAAGGACCAUGAUAUAGGAUGACAAUGAUUGGGUUGAGUCGGGUUCUGUCAUAUCCAAACCCAAUCUAAUGGGUAUCCCCAUAAAAAAGCUCGGAAAAUCCCAAUGAGUUUUGAAAUCUCAAAUCCAACUCAAUCCACUGGGUACUGAUAAGUUUAUGGACAAAAAUGGAGUAACACCAAUUUUACCUCGUUUUUUUCCGUUGAGAACUUGAAAAUCGAAGACUUGAAGCUUGAGUUAGUAGAAUCGAUGUUAAUCUCUAAUAAAAAAAAAGCAACCUAACAACAAGAGAGUGAGAAACAACAUAAUUAAUUUAGGAAUUAGGGUUAACUUGUUAAGCGUUUGUGGGUUUGGUGCGGGUACGGGUGGGAGUGGGUUAGAUAUGGCUAAACUCGAACCCAAUUGAAAUCGCGAAACAGUAAAGCGAGUUUCAAUUCAAACCCGACCCGCAAUCCAUCAUCGGGAUUGUUGUCAUCCCUACAAUCCAGCAAUGAAAAUGAAAAGAUAGAUCAUAGAUUAUCUGUCGUUGUCUGAAAAUCAAGAAAUCUCUUUGUAUUCUUUACUUUCUUGCAUUGUCGAUUCCGGAUCCGUUCUAACAAAACACUAUGCUCCACUCAUUUAUGCACGUAUUAGAAAAUGUUUGGUGUCACUUUAAACAAUGACCCUAAUGGAAAAUCAUGCAUGUGAAAUUUCAUCAAACACUCAUUGAUUCAUACUAAUUGGCCGGCAGUAAGAAUCAAACACUAAACGUUAUAGCUACCAAAAGCUGAGUGUACAUGAAAGUUACAUUGUUGUUUGAACAUGAUAUAUGACACGAGGGAUGUCAAAACUUCCUCCAAUAGUUAAAGCAUAUACAACGCUUUCUAAACCACCCAUUACGAAAUAGGAAAGUGAUACAGAGUGUUGAACGAAAAUCCAAGAAGAAAAAUUGACGUACCCAAUAAUUCACGUAAAAAUUUACACGCUAAGAGCUCGACCCAAUCUCUCUCUAUAUAUAUAGACUUAAUAUUGAUCACGUUGAUAUCAACAAGUACAAAUUCCAUCAACAAACACUCUAGCAACAUUUAACGACCAACUUUAGUCGUCAUGGGGAGAGCAUCCGCGACCAACUUGGUCGUCUUAUUUCUCUUGGCCGUUGCCACAAACAUUGCCGUCGCUAAAAUGCUUGAUGAUUCCGACGUUGCUGUCCAAAGCCUUCCUGACAGUACAAGUAUUCCUUCCAACGCUGCUUCCGCCGCCGCCACCGCCGCUAAAGGCCUUGCUGCCGCUGGUAAUGAUGAGGCGAUGGCGGCCCCCGACGGCGGCGGUGACCUAGGAGGCAGUUACGCUGACGAAACCGUCCCUAAAAGUAAGGGCACGAGCCAAUUAAGCCGUAAGCUUGGAGGGGAUGGUGGUUAUGGUUACGGUAAUGGUAAUAUUGGUAAUUAAUGAUGGAGACACUCGUAAUAAUAAUCAUAAUCAUGAACAUCAUCAUUAAGGUUGGACAUCUAAGAUCUCAUGAUUACCUUUACAUAUAUGUAAGCUUAUGUGGAGUACUACAUGAAGUUAGGCACACCUAGCUUGCUUGCUAGUACUUGUAUUGGUGUGGUUAAAUGUAUCAAACUUCUGUAUUGAUCGGUUAAUCCUUGGCGCUUCUUUGCUGCAUUCCGAUUUUUCAUUCUGCUGUAUAUAUGUUCGGAUGGUUACGGGUUGAGAAAAAUGAUGAUCACGUAUGAAUGUCCAACCUGUGAAAAAUCCAGGUUGAGCUAUCAAUUAUGUAAAUCUUAAAUUGCUUGUACAAUCACUAAAUGCACGCUCUCGUAUAUGUUGAAUAUUGUUCGUAUAAGCGUUUUCCACAUGAAACACUUUUGGUAGGGGCAUUUUUCUUCGAACGUUAAGACCAUCUCCCAUAAGGGAUUCCAAAGUUACCAAAAUUUGGAGGUAUACUUGGCAUUCUAGUUCCUUUGUUGUUAAAAGGAAGUACGAGUUCAAUGACUAAGUUUACCAACACAGAAGGUUCAGUGACUAAAACGUAAAAGGUCAA
This is a messenger RNA of Linum trigynum, 2105 nucleotides long. The record is from the annotation of a GenBank genome assembly. NCBI's taxonomy places the organism in Eukaryota, Viridiplantae, Streptophyta, Magnoliopsida, Malpighiales, Linaceae.